GGUGUGCAGUGGUGUCUCCUGAAGGAAGAGGAAGUCAUUCCCCGUAUCAGAGCUAUGGAAGGGCGUAGAGGACGACCACCAAAUCCAGACAGACAGCACUCCAGAGAGGAGUCAAGAAUGAGACGACGCAAAGGCCGGCCUCCGAACGUUGGUAGCACUGAAUUUCUAGAAAAUAGUGACGCAAAGCUUUUAAGAAAGCUCCAGGCUCAAGAAAUAGCUAGGCAAGCAGCACAAAUAAAGCUACUGAGAAAAAUCCAGAAGCAGGAACAAGCUCGAGCUGCUAAAGAAGCGAAAAAACAGCAAGCGAUUAUGGCAGCUGAAGAAAAGCGAAAGCAAAAGGAGCAGAUAAAGAUAAUGAAGCAGCAGGAAAAAAUUAAGAGAAUCCAGCAAAUCAGAAUGGAGAAAGAACUUCGAGCUCAGCAAAUUUUAGAGGCAAAAAAGAAAAAGAAGGAAGAAGCAGCAAAUGCCAAAUUAUUGGAGGCCGAAAAACGAAUAAAGGAAAAAGAGAUGCGAAGGCAGCAGGCUGUCCUUCUGAAACACCAGGAGUUGGAGAGGCAUAGACUAGAUAUGGAACGAGAAAGGAGGAGACAACAUAUGAUGCUUAUGAAAGCCAUGGAAGCACGUAAAAAAGCAGAAGAAAAAGAGCAGUUAAAGCAAGAGAAACGCGAUGAAAAAAGAUUAAAUAAAGAACGUAAAUUGGAACAGCGAAGAUUGGAAUUAGAAAUGGCAAAGGAGCUAAAGAAACCUAAUGAAGAUAUGUGCUUAGCAGACCAGAAGCCUUUGCCAGAGUUGCCACGCAUCCCAGGCCUUGUUCUCGAUGGAAGCACGUUUUCAGAUUGUCUCAUGGUAGUGCAGUUCCUGCGUAACUUUGGUAAAGUUCUUGGCUUUGAUGUGAAUGUGGAUGUCCCUUCCCUGAGCGUUCUUCAAGAGGGUUUGCUAAACAUAGGGGACAGCAUGGGAGAAGUACAAGACUUGCUCGUAAAGCUUGUCUCUGCAGCUGUUUGUGAUCCAGGACUCCUUACAGGAUACAAGGCUAAAACUAUUCUUGGGGAACACUUGCUGAACGUUGGUAUCAAUCGAGAUAAUGUGUCUGAGAUUCUACAGAUAUUCAUGGAGGCUCAGUGUGGGCAAACUGAGCUGACAGAGAGCUUGAAGACAAAAGCUUUUCAGGCACAUACUCCAGCUCAGAAGGCAUCAGUACUUGCUUUUCUUGUCAAUGAGUUAGCGUGCAGCAAAAGCGUAGUAAGUGAAAUUGAUAAAAACAUUGAUUAUAUGUCAAACUUAAGGAGAGAUAAAUGGAUGGUUGAAGGCAAACUUCGGAAGCUUAGAAUAAUUCAUGCCAAGAAAACUGGCAAAAGAGACGCUACAGGAGGUGGUGAUGUAGGAGAGGAACAGCCGUCUCCGGAAACACCGACACCGGGCCGCAAGCGCAGACGGAAGGCGGGGGACAGUGAUUACGAUGAUGAUGACGAUGACGACAGUGAUGAGCAGGCAGAUGAGGAUGAUGAGGAUGAAGAGGACAAAGACGAUAAAAAAGGAAAGAAGGCAGAAGCUUGUGAGGAUGAGGAUGAUGGGGACCAGACAGUGAGUGUUGAAGAACUAGAGAAGCAGAUUGAAAAACUGACAAAGCAACAAAGCCAGUACAGAAAGAAGUUAUUUGAAGCUUCGCACUGUUUGCGUUCAAUGAUGUUUGGUCAAGAUCGUUACAGGCGCCGAUACUGGAUUCUGCCCCAGUGUGGUGGCGUUUUCGUAGAAGGCAUGGAAAGUGGUGAAGGCCUUGAAGAAAUUGCAAAGGAAAAAGAAAAGUUAAGAAAGGUAGAAAGCAUGUGCAUCAAAGAAGAAGAAUUUGAGACAGAAGAAAAAUUACACUGUUUGAAUACAACUCACUGUGAGCAAAAGGAAGAUCUGAAAGAAAAAGACAGCACUAAUUUGUUUUUGCAAAAGCCUGGGUCAUUUUCAAAACUAAGCAAACUGUUAGAGGUAGCAAAAAUGCCACCUGAGUGUGAUAUUUUGUCCCCAAAACCUAAUGGCAGCGCGGCAAAUGGCUGCACGUUAUCUUACCCAAGUAACUCAAAAAACUCGCUCUGCAGCCUCCAGCCCACUGUGUCACAAAGCACCAUUGACAAGUCUGAUUCUAAUAAUCUUUUCAGUCCUAAUGCAAGUGGGACAGGAAAGUUUUACAGCUCUCCACUAAUUCCAAAUGAUCAGUUGUUAAAGACUCUCACUGAAAAGGGCAGGCAGUGGUUCAGCCUGUUACCGAGAACGCCGUGUGAUGACACGUCAGUUACCCAUACGGAUACACCAGCGACUGCAGCAUCACUUACUCCUCAGUCACAUCCACCGUCGAAGUCACCUUCACCCGUUCCAUCACCUCUUCUGAGCUCAACCUCUGCACAGAGUCCCAUGGGAUUGAGUCCUUUUGCAUUGUCACCACUGCAGAUGAAGACUGGACUGCCUAUAAUGGGACUUCAGUUUUGUGGAUGGCCUACAGGAGUUCUUACUUCAAAUGUUCCAUUUUCGUCUCCUUUACCUGCUCUUGGAUCAGGUUUGGGAUUGUCGGAAGUGAAUGGUAACUCAUUCUUGGCCUCUAAUGUUCCUGCAAGUAAAAGUGAAUCACCAGCACUGCAGACUGAAAAAACAGCUUCUGCCCAUUCUGCAGCAGUUGAAGUAGCCAAGCCAGUAGAUUUUCCUAACCCAAAACCUAUACCAGAAGAAAUGCGGUAUGGGUGGUGGAGGAUUACUGAUCCGGAGGACCUAAAAUCUUUGCUUAAAGUGCUGCAUCUCAGGGGAAUAAGAGAAAAGGCCUUACAAAAGCAAAUACAGAAACACAUGGAUUACAUCACUCUGGCCUGCAUCAAAAAUAAGGAUGUUGCAAUUAUUGAUAUCAAUGAAAAUGAAGAUAACCAGGUAACUCGAGAUGUUGUGGAGAACUGGUCGGUAGAAGAACAAGCAAUGGAGAUGGAUCUUGCUAUUCUUCAGCAGGUGGAAGAUCUAGAGAGGAGAGUUGCAUCAGCUAGUUUACAAGUUAAGGGCUGGCUGUGUCCUGAACCUGCAUCAGAGAGAGACGACUUGGUAUAUCGUGACCAUAAGUCAAUUACUAGAUUGCACAAGAAGCACGAUGGAGAUUGUGCUGGAGGCGGAGAAGGCAGUGCCAGCUCUCUAGAGCGGAAGAGUGACAACCCUCUAGAUAUAGCUGUAACCAGGCUUGCUGACUUGGAGCGGAACAUAGAGCGAAGGUAUCUGAAGAGCCCCUUAAGUACCACCAUUCAGAUCAAACUGGAUAAUGUGGGCACAGUUACUGUCCCUGCUCCUGCACCAUCCAUUAGUGGUGAUGGUGACGGAACUGAAGAGGAUAUUGCUCCAGGCCUAAGGGUAUGGAGAAGGGCAUUGUCAGAAGCGCGCAGUGGUGCACAGGUAGCUCUGUGCAUUCAGCAGUUACAGAAAUCAAUAGCAUGGGAAAAAUCUAUUAUGAAAGUUUACUGCCAGAUCUGCCGCAAGGGCGAUAACGAGGAGCUGCUGCUGCUGUGCGACGGCUGCGACAAGGGCUGCCACACCUACUGCCACCGGCCCAAGAUCGCCGCCAUUCCGGACGGCGACUGGUUCUGCCCUGCCUGCAUCUUCAAGGCCAGUGGUCAAACUUUAAAAAUAAAAAAACUUCAAAUCAAAGGGAAGAAAAAUAAUGAACAAAAGAGAAGCAGGAAAUUAGCAGGAGAUACAGAGGAGGAAGACUCUGCAACUACAAGCACCUCCGUAAAAAGAGGAAAAACGGACCCUAAAAAAAGAAAAAUGGAUGAAAAUGUUUCUGUAAGCCAAUUAAAGCAAGAAAAUUUCACUGCUAUUAAGAAACCUAAAAGAGAUGACUCCAAGGACCUGGCUAUAUGCAGCAUGAUUCUCUCAGAAUUGGAAACUCAUGAAGAUGCCUGGCCUUUCUUACUUCCUGUAAACUUGAAACUGGUUCCUGGUUAUAAGAAAGUUAUUAAAAAACCUAUGGACUUUUCCACCAUUAGAGACAAGCUAAGUAGUGGACUGUACCCGAACCUGGAAGCGUUUUCGCUGGAUGUCAGGCUUGUGUUUGACAACUGUGAAACCUUUAAUGAAGAUGAUUCUGACAUAGGCAGGGCUGGCCACAACAUGAGGAAGUAUUUUGAAAAAAAAUGGACAGAGAUGUUCAAAGUGAGCUGAAGUUAACCAGAACUCUUUUUCUUUUUAUUUUUUUCCUUUUUUUUUUCUUUUUUUUUCAUUAAAUGAGGACUGAUUAAGACCAGCAAUGUGAACUGUAUUUACAUGAAAGUCCAAGGCACGUGGAUAACUAAUGACUGUUUUUUCCUUUAAAAUAUCACAGAGUUGUGAUACUAGUUCUGAAGGCUUCACUCCUACAGCAACCAUGGCCCCUUGGUUAUUGGUUUGUGUGUUUUAACAAACUAAUUUAGGUAGAACAGGGAAGCACACCCAAAGAAUUUCAAAAAAGGGGUGUUAUAGUGCAAUAGCAAUUUAAAAUAUAUCAAAACGCACUGAAUAUUCAACCACCAGAGCUCUACUUGGGAAAAUGGUUCUCUUUUCCCUUUCAAUAAAUAUCUAUUUUUCAUUUUUUUACUUUGUAGUUUAUUUUUUAGUGAAUGUAUUUAAUUUUAUGAAUUAUUUAUGAUUAUACAGCAUUCAGAAUCUUCGUUUUCUGUGAAAAGGAAGAAUUAGAAAAUUGCUUUAAAUCUUGAAAAUACAACAAGGAAUGUUUUAAAAUAUAAAACAAAGCCAAGUAAAACUGUUUACACUGAUGUGCUGUAAAAGCACUAAAAAUGAAACUUUACUGUAGAGUUACAAGUACAUUUAUAUAUAUGUUGCUGCAUCACUUGUGUAGUUAAAUUGUAUUUCAAGAUAGUGAAGAAGAAUUGAGACAUGUAUAUACUGUUCAUUAUUGUUUAUAUUAAGUCUUGUUUUAAAUAUGUAUGAUGUGUACAUAUUGUUUGCAGACAUUAUUGUUUAUGCCUUAGGAGGACGGUAGCAUUUUAUUUUAGUCUUAAUUAUAGCUAUAUGGCUUGUACAGUAAUUAUCCUCUACCAACACUGUGGAGUCUCCUUAAUCUUGGUAGUGCCUGCCUUUAAAACAGGGUGUAGGGGAUAUUAGUUUUUUCCAUUUUUCUAUUUUGUUAUAUAAUUUCAAGCCACCACGGCCUCAAACUCAAGUAUAAUCAUUUGUAUCCAUGUGGAAUAAAAUUGUGACGAUUUCCUACGCACACAGUAUUUUUUCAUAGAAACAUUUCCCUCCAUUUGCCUUGCCACAGAAAUAACAGACAUUUGUAACCACUGUGUUUUAUCUACUGUGUGUUGUGGUGGCCUGUUGAGGCAGAUAGAAUUUUUUUUGUACUAAUGUAAGAGUACUUGAAGUUUUAUUUAAAAGAAAUGUUGUGGAAAGGUAGCAUUCUUUUUCUUUUCCUUUUUUAGGAGUGUUAUUUUUCACUAGUAUGUGUGGCACGGAUACAAUAAAAGACUGUUUUGCAACCCA
Messenger RNA from Tauraco erythrolophus (red-crested turaco), 5499 nucleotides. The record is from RefSeq and is a predicted model, not a curated record. Lineage: Eukaryota; Metazoa; Chordata; Aves; Musophagiformes; Musophagidae.